GCCAGGCGGACAAGUACAAAGGGAAGGCAAAACGUUGCACGCGUUUCGAGGGACUUUGAAAAGUGGACUUUGUUGGGUUUAAACGCGUUACUGGACCGGCGGACCCAGUUUUCAGGAAAUACAAGACUUUGGAAGAACCGCCGUAGUUGCGUUCAACUCAAAAGGCAGCCUGCGCGAGGACACCUUGCCUGGGGUUGCAUGGUGUUCCGGACUUGAUGCAUGGCCUAUGCACGACGCCGGUGCAUGUUGUUGAUGGUGGUGGUGGUGUGGGACUGAGCGCGCUCAGUGUCUGCCAUGGCUGAAUUUGUGCACGUGAACGGCAACAGCCCAGAAAGAGGCCAAAGAUGUCCAAGCUUCGAUAACGACAAGGACUCUGUGGAGCCAUACUUCGUGGAAACUCCAUACGGUUUUCAGCUGGACUUGGACUUUCUCAAAUAUGUCGACGACAUCGAGAGGGGCAACACCAUCAAGAAAGUGAGCAUCCAGAGGAAGCCCAAAGGGGCCAAACCGAGGGCGGUGGCGCCAUGCUCCAGCACUGGGGCCGAAUGGACGUCCACCGACUCGCUCUCGUCCUCCAAUAGUGACGACAAGCUGUCCCCGGUAUUGGUCAACGCCAAGGCCCAGCAGGCGCCCACUCUCCAAAAGGCGGCUUGCGAAGCUGUCCCCCAGCAGUUCUUCUCCAGCAUUGCCGAACCCAAGCUGCUCCUGCCGCCGCCCUCGCCCAGGUUUACGCUGCGCCACAACCCCCACGUGGAGAAAACCCUCAUGGAGACCAGGCUUCGCCUGGAGCAGGAACGUCUGUUCAUGGAGCCGCCGCCGCCACCACCCCGGCGUCGUCUCGCCAGCUUCGGGGGGACGGGCUCCAACAGCUCACUCUCGUCAUACUCUGGCUCCAUGGCCACCAGUCAGAUCUCCCCAAGUGCCCUGCAACCUCUGGCCAUCAACGGUCACCUCCACAACGGAGAGUACAAUCCUUACUACCCACCGUCCAUGGGCAGCUCCAUCCGUCACAGUCCCAUGAGCUCUGGCAUGGCCACUCCGGUGACCAACGUCAGCCCGCUGCAUCUUCAGCAGAUCCGCGAGCAGAUGGUGGUUGCUCUUCGGAGGCUAAAGGAGUUGGAGGAGCAGGUGAAGACAAUCCCCAUCUUGCAGGUGAAGAUCGCAGUUCUUCAGGAGGAGAAAAGACAGUUAGCCGCCCAGUCCAAAGGUCCCGGUGGCUUCCGCAAGCGCUCCUACAGCGUGGGCAGCGCCGACCAAAUGGAGAAUCCCGUCCCCGUCCAAAAAGAGACUGUGCUGCACAUCGUCGAACCUGAAGCCCAGCAACCGAAUGCUCAGCAGCUGGAGGAGUUCAGGCGUCUGGCUGCUGAGGUCCAAGCUCUGGAGAAGUCCACCCUCGACAAUGGUGGACUUGAAAGUCAGACCCGGAACCACAAUCAGAACCAAGCCCUUCAAAAGUCGGUCGGUGUAGUUACUGACGAAAACAUGAACAACCUCCAAAUCCAGCUGAGCAAACCUCCAAAAGAACACAGCCACCGGGACGUGGGUGUUGCAACGGACCACCAGGACACCCGCAGCACUUCAGUGGGCGUCACUGAGACCAUGCUUGGCCUGUCCAGCGAGACAGAGACAGAGAUGGAGCUCCAGCAGCAGACCAUCGAGGAGCUAAAGGAUAAGAUCUACCGUAUGGAGGUGCAGCUGAAAGAAACCACUCACCAGAUGGAGAUGACUAAGCUGAAGCUGGAGCUCCAGGCGGCCGGUGGGUCCAACAAGAAGAAGGCGGAUAAGGGCUUGAUGAUCAGGCCUGAGACCUACAACGUCUGCUUGGAGGCCAAAGUCCUGGUGCACAGCCGGGGCGUUGGUGACAAGCUUAUCUCUGAAGCUCAAAGCGUAUCUGUUGGAGUGUCAUGUCACCCUAGUGUUUGUAGUCUCGGCAUCGGCACCAAUCAGAGUUUGGAGUACCAGCAGGUAAAGACCUGUGAGGUGGGAAUCAACACGACCGAGUCUCUAGACUGCUCAGCCAUCUGCAGACCCAUGUCGGAGUUGCUCAAGGAGUCUCGAUCGGUAGCCAGUGGGGAUUGCUCUGUGGAUGUCCACGUGGGCCCACUCAGGACGACGGUGUCCCGAGGAACAGACUCUGAUCUCUCAAGCAAAGUGGACUCCUGCAUCAUGGUGGCCCCGGAGUUGGCCACGCAGGAGACCAACACCGAGACUGAUGUGGUCAGCCGUUCCACCAACACCAAAACGAUAGCGCUAACAGACUCCUUCACGAAUACCACCGCUGCUGAAACUCGAACGGUUGCUGCCGGUGAGGGGCUUAUCAAAGAUACGCUCUCGGCUGCAAAGGUUCGCUCGGUCGCCGUGGGGACCGAGUCACUCCUCGGCCAAUCCUGCGCCCCCAAAAGCAAAGAAUUUGGCGUGGGACCCGUCAGCAUUCAUGAUAACUUUCUAAUUGGCUUAAAAACUCGUAACAUAGCAUGCGGACCCUCGCAGCACCCGGAACCCGUUGUGGAGGCGACCACUAAGACAGCGCGACCUUUAGCCGACACUCACGGGGGCACCAGCCUCGACCACUACAUUGAAAGGGUGCAGAAACUGCUGCAGGAGCAACAAAUGCUGCUGGCGGAGAACUACAGCGAGCUUGCCGAGGCCUUCGGUCAGCCCCACUCCCAGUUUGGAUCCAUCAACAGCCAGCUGGUCAGCACGCUCUCCUCCAUCAACUCAGCCAUGAAGAGCACGAGUGCUGAGGACCUCCUUGAGCUGCAGGCCGACACCGCUGCCGCCCACUCAGAGGGUACUCCCAAGAUGAAUGGAGAUAAGGCCACCACGACGCAAACUCAGCACCAUCAGCAGAUAAGCGCAGCCGAGCAGAAGAGCCGCAUGGACCUGCAAAUGUCCACAGCCCUACAUGGUCAGCCGUGCGGAACCAACGCGCUCAAGUCCAUCAUGAAGAAAAAAGAUGGCCCAGGCGACUCCAACGGCACCAAGAAGAACCUCCAGUUUGUCGGCGUCAACGGCGGCUACGAGACGACGUCGAGUGAUGACUCCAGCUCGGAGGACAGCAGCUCCUCUGGCUCUGAGGAUGAUGACAAUGAGGAAGAAGAGAAAGAAGGGAAGGAAGAAGACAAGGACAUGGAGAAGAAGGCAGAGGAAGGAAGUUUGGACGAGCAGGAGAGGAGAGAGAGGUACGAGCUCAGCGAGAAGAUGCUGGCAGCUUGCAACGUCCUCAAAGUUCACCUCAGCAAGCCCGACGACGUGAGCAGUAAAGACCUGAGGGCGAGCGUCAACACAGUGCAGCACGAGUGGUUCCGCGCCUCCAGCCAGAAGGCUGCGUCAGGAUCUGCCGUUUCAGACUACCUGGCUGCGUUCGGCGCCGUCUCGCCGGACGUGCUGCGCCACGUGGUCAACAUGGCUGACGGCAACGGCAACACGGCGCUCCACUACAGUGUGUCGCACUCCAACUUCCCCGUCGUUAAGAAGCUGCUGGAUGCCGAUGUGUGCAACGUGAACCAGCAGAACAAGGCGGGCUACACGCCCAUCAUGUUGGCGGCGCUAGCCGCCAUGGAGACGCCCGCAGACAUGCGCGUCGUGGAGGAGCUCUUCGGGAAGGGUGACGUCAACGCGCGCGCAAGUCAGGCGGGCCAGACGGGCCUGAUGCUGGCGGUGAGCCACGGCCGCAUGGACAUGGUCCGAGCCCUGCUGGCCCACGGCGCCGAUGUCAACGUGCAGGAUGACGAGGGCUCCACUGCCCUCAUGUGCGCCAGCGAACACGGUCACGUGGACAUCGUCAAACUCCUCCUGGCGCAGCCCGGCACGGACGCCACGCUCAGCGACAGCGACGAGAGUAACGCUCUGUCCAUUGCGCUGGACGCCGGCCACAAGGACAUCGCCGUCUUGCUUUAUGCGCACGUUAACUUCUCCAAAGCGCAGUCGCCGGGAACCCCUCGAUUGGGCCGCAAGAUGUCGCCGAGCCCCACUCGCAGGAGUGUCUUUGAUUAGCCACGUGGAGGCUAACGUUAGCGCCUCACAGGCUCUGAGGUGAAUUUUAGCAACCCAGAAGCUCAAGGUCUGCUCUGAGGCUACUGAUGGUCACUCUAUGGCUUAGGUUAUUGUUAGCUAAUCCAAGCCUACUGUUAGCCACUGGGGCAAAUUUGAGCAUCAUUUUGGCUACUGUUAGCGACUUAAAGGUUGAUUUGAGCUGCUCCCGGUGACCCUAAUGAUAAAUGUAGCUACCACUGAUGCUAAUGUUAGCCACUCCAAGGCUAAUUCUAGCGUGAGUGACUGUUAGGCUUUUGUUAGCUCGCAAGCUAGCGUCAGUGACUCCUUACCAACCAAGUGGACAUUUUGGACCUUUUUUUUCCACCCGCCCACUUCCUAAUGUGAAUGUAACCAACUGGUGCCUCACACAACUUUUGGUGUCCCACAUGGACACUAAUAAUUUCUUUUAAAUGUAAAUCAAUCCCUAUAAAUAUAUAUAUUUUCGCCUGUCUAUUAUUGUAGUGUGGUGUACAUAGUGCUGAUCUCUGGUCCAACAUUUCUACCAAUCCUUUAUCUAUUUAAAGAGACCACCAUAUUUUUCAAUAUGAGCGCAUAUAAAGAUCAUAUGAAGUCAUAUAUAUUUAUAAAAGUAUAGUUUUAAAGCACAUCCACUGUUUUUUUUUUUUUUACAUAAUGUACGUUAAUCUAGUAUCGUCAUUUCUGCUUUUUCUGUGUCCUUGACAUUGACGUCAU
Messenger RNA from Phycodurus eques (leafy seadragon), 4728 nucleotides. It is a transcript of the gene kank1a, whose product is annotated as KN motif and ankyrin repeat domains 1a. Gene Ontology annotation, biological process: negative regulation of actin filament polymerization. Gene Ontology annotation, molecular function: protein binding. NCBI's taxonomy places the organism in Eukaryota, Metazoa, Chordata, Actinopteri, Syngnathiformes, Syngnathidae. Bases 295 to 3996 code for a protein of 1233 amino acids. The transcript is spliced from 12 exons. Gene Ontology annotation, cellular component: cytoplasm; cytoskeleton. The record is from RefSeq and is a predicted model, not a curated record.